ACAUCACGCUGUGCGUCGCCAGCUGCGGCGGGGCCGGGCCGCUCCUACGCGGGUCCUGAGCGCUGGUCCCCCCGCGCCGCCCCGGAGCCAUGUUCGGCUCCAGCCGCGGUGGCGUCCGCGGUGGGCAGGACCAGUUCAAUUGGGAGGACGUGAAGACCGACAAGCAGAGAGAGAACUACCUGGGCAACUCGCUGAUGGCGCCCGUGGGGCGCUGGCAGAAGGGCCGCGACCUCACCUGGUACGCCAAAGGCCGCGCGCCGUGCGCGGGCCCGAGCCGCGAGGAGGAGUUGGCGGCCGUGCGAGAGGCGGAGCGCGAGGCGCUGUUGGCCGCGCUCGGCUACAAGAACGUGAGGAGGCAGCCUACCGGCCUGAGCAAGGAGGACUUUGUGGAGAUCUGCAAGCGGGAGGGCGGAGACCCCGAGAAGGGCGUGGACCGGCUGCUGGGGCUGGGCAGUGCCAGUGGGUCCGCCGGCCGCGUGGCGCUGUCCCGGGAAGACAAGGAGGCCGCCAAGUUGGGUCUGUCAGUGUUCACGCACCACCGCGUGGACAGGGGUGGCCCAGGAAACGCCACAGCUACGGCCAAGAAGAAGCCACGCGCGGAAGACCAGGCCGAGUCGGGUACAGAGAGCCACAAGAAGAGCAAGAAGGAAAAGAAGAAAAAGAAGAAAAAACACAAGAAACAGAAGAAAAAGAAAGACAAAGAGCACCAGAAGGAGGCUGAUGCCUCCUCAUCUCCCUCUCCUGAUCGGCCUGGGCGCUGCCGGCACGAUUCUGACUCCCCCUCCCCCUACAAGAGGCAGAAGUGGGGACACAGUGGGGACAGUGGGAGGAGCCUGUCCCACAGACAGCAGGACUGAAGCUGUGAUACCUGAGGCUGCAGCUGAACUGCUGGACAGCACAGCCCCUGCAGCUCUAAGCUGGGACCUGGUACACUGCUGCACUGUGAGGCCUGGGCCCUGUGGAUCCUGAGUGACUGCAGCUACCCACCUAUCGCCUGCUGGUCUGCCCUAGGGGAGCUCCUGUUUGGGUGAGCAUGUGCCUGCUAGGCCUUGGGAGCCAGGUGGCAGGCUCAGGCAGAGGUAAAGUCGCUUUGUGGCGAUCCCUCCAGGUCUUGAGCCUUGCCCUGCCACGAGGCAAAAGUGAAGCUACCCAGGAGGCUCUCUCUUGUCCGUGGCUGCAGUGGUCCAGGCCUCCUGAGUACUAGCUAUGACCAGAUGGUUACUUUUCUUUCCCUAUCAACUCACUUUGUACUUAAAUAAAUUUAUUUUAAAAGAA
Chinchilla lanigera (long-tailed chinchilla) is the source of this 1275-nucleotide messenger RNA. RefSeq names its product chromosome unknown open reading frame, human C1orf35. The record is from RefSeq and is a predicted model, not a curated record. NCBI's taxonomy places the organism in Eukaryota, Metazoa, Chordata, Mammalia, Rodentia, Chinchillidae. The coding region runs from base 90 to 857 and encodes 255 amino acids. The transcript is spliced from 7 exons.